Phacochoerus africanus (Common warthog) is the source of this 3157-nucleotide messenger RNA. It is a transcript of the gene FAABTP, whose product is annotated as transmembrane protein 19. The record is from RefSeq and is a predicted model, not a curated record. The transcript has 6 exons. NCBI's taxonomy places the organism in Eukaryota, Metazoa, Chordata, Mammalia, Artiodactyla, Suidae. Bases 500 to 1510 code for a protein of 336 amino acids. Gene Ontology annotation, cellular component: membrane.
AAGUCGCGGGCUGAGCAUUAGGGUCCUUGGCCCUGGCCCACUGGACCCGGCGGUGCAGGCGUCCAUCCGGACGUGACCGCGCUCCCUUGCGCUGGACUUGUCAGCGGGACACCCCACGUUUAGCUCUGACUCCGCCCCUUUGCGCCACCGACCCCGGGCGUCAGCGCGUGGCAGGCGGCGGGGGCGGAGCUAGCCACCCCUGGCCGCUGAUUGGCUGCCUCCGCUUCCCCUUCCCCGAGAGUUCAGGUGUGAAGUGACUGCUGUCCGCGAGCCGGCACCCUGAGGAGUUACGCUGCGCUUUUCCAGCGAGGUUUUAACCUCACCCAGACUCCUCUGGCAGCGCUCAGCCAAUUUGGAAAUAUUUGGGUUUAUAUUACUUUGCUGUCGGUGGAAGAUGUCGGCUUCUACACGAAUGUUUUGCUGGCCACUUAAAUGACUUUUUUUUUUCCUCAGAAACGCGAAACAUUUUCUCCCCCAGGUGUUCCUAUCCUCAUUUUUCAUGACAGAUCUUGAUAACAAUUCAUGCAAAAAAUAUAUAAAGAUGAUAACUAAUAUAGUUAUACUGAGCCUGAUCAUUUGCAUUUCUUUAGCUUUCUGGAUUAUGUCUAUGACUGCAAGCACCUAUUAUGGCAACUUACAGCCUAUUUCUCCUUGGCGUUGGCUGUUUUCUGUUGUUGUUCCUGUUUUGAUCGUCUCUAAUGGCUUUAAAAAGAAAAGUCUAGAUCACAGUGGCGCUAUAGGAGGGCUCGUGGUUGGGUUUAUCCUAACCAUUGCAAAUUUUAGCUUUUUCACCUCUUUGCUGAUGUUUUUCCUUUCUUCUUCAAAACUGACUAAAUGGAAGGGAGAAGCAAAGAAGCGUCUAGAUUCGGAAUACAAGGAAGGUGGGCAGAGGAAUUGGAUUCAGGUAUUCUGUAAUGGAGCUGUGCCCACAGAGCUGGCCCUGCUGUAUAUGAUAGAAAAUGGCCCUGGGGAAAUCCCAAUAGAUUUUUCCAAGCAGCAUACUGCUUCCUGGAUGUGUUUGUCUCUCUUAGCGGCUCUGGCAAGCUCUGCUGGAGACACAUGGGCUUCAGAAGUUGGCACUGUUCUGAGUAAAAGCCCGCCAAGACUGAUAACAACCUGGGAGAAAGUUCCAGUUGGGACCAACGGAGGGGUUACGAUGGUGGGACUUGCCUUCAGUCUCCUUGGUGGGACCUUUGUGGGCAUCGCGUACUUCCUCUCGCAGUUGGUUUUUGUUAACGAUUUAGACAUUUCUGCUCCCCAGUGGCCAAUUAUUGCAUUUGGGGGUCUGGCUGGAUUACUAGGAUCGAUUGUGGACUCAUAUUUGGGAGCUACCAUGCAAUUUUCUGGUUUGGAUGAAAGCACUGGCAUGGUGGUCAACAGCCCAUCAAAUGAGGUGAAGUACAUAGCAGGGAAACCCAUUCUUGAUAACAAUGCAGUGAAUCUGUUUUCUUCUGUCCUUGUUGCCCUCUUGCUCCCAACAGCUGCUUGGGGUUUUUGGCCCAGACAAUGAGCUUUAUUUCAUUUACAAAAGUUAAAACUGUGGUAAAUUCAGCUAAAUUUGUAAUUCCAAGUUUCAUCCCAAGAAGAGUAAUUGUAAUGACAAUGCAGAAGUGCCAGCUCCUUCCAAAUUCUGUUAUGAUGGAAUUCCACAUUUUUCCUCUCAUUAACAACCUUUUAACAACUAACAUCUUUCUGGUGGAAGGUUAGAGUCAUAGAAUUUAUCUCCUAUAUAUAUAUUUUUUUCAGCUGAAUGGUAACUUGCUGAGCAGCGAAACUAUAAUGUCCCUCUAUAUUGAACUGAAAGUUUCUAUGUGGUAGAUAUAAAUUUUGUUUUUUGUUUAAAUCAGUAAAAGGACUAAAAGUGACAAAAAUUUUAAAAUGUGGCAGAGAAAUGCCACCAUGCCAGUUAUCCAAAUGUUGUAUCUGCUUUAAGUAUUUAAACAGAUUGUGUGGAAGCCUGAAUAAGUGUCGUUUCCUGGACUUCUCAUUACUUGCCAUUUAUAAUUGUGAAAAGAGUGGAGUUUUUUUCCCUGGUAAGCUGUGAGGUCUACUCCACGUUUAUUCUUCCUUCCUCAGGGUUAGUGGUGAAAAAAGGCAAAUGUCUUUUUCAUGUGACCAUUAGAGUGCGUGAAACAAAUUAUUUUUCAGUCUAAAAAAAUGUGCACCUUACUAUAUAUUUCAUUUGAUCUCUGAGCAGAAGUUAUCUAAAAUGUAGUAUUUUUAAAGGUAUUUUCUAGCUUUCUUGAAAUUUGUGUAGGAAUCUGGUUUACAUUGGCAUGGUGAAUAGUUAAAAAGCCACUUGAAAAUAAUUGUAAUUAUUACUUCAUGUGCUGUCCUAGAAUUCCCUGGAAGAUGCUAUGAUCUCCUAUUAUGUACCUUCUAAGUUGUGCUCUCUUUAAAAUUAUAGCCUCAACCAAAGUGAAAUCUACUUCUCUGUUGUUCUUCACUAUGAUUUAUGUGCUAAAGGAGUUUAAUAUAGUAUGGAUUACUGUGCUAAAAGUAUUUUGAAAUAUUUCCAUACCUUUCUUCAGACCUUUUUGCAUUCAUAGAAAAAAUUGAGGCGAGAUGUCAUGAAUAAGCCACUAUCAGAGUGGAUAAAGCUUAGAAUUCUUAAUUAGUGACCCUACUGUAGUGAUUAUAUAGAAGUGACUUGGUUCAGGAAGAAUUAAAAAACAAACAAACAAAAAAAAACAGUUGACACACUUAAGCCUUAAGCCACUGCUCAGUGGGUCUCAGCCAUUGGUUUUCAACUUGGUGUAUACAUUGACAUCACCUGGGCAUCCUUUAAAACAAUACUUGUGUCUGGGCUUCACCCAGAAAUUCAGAUUUAACUGGUCUGGGAUACAGCCUGGGUACUGGGACUUUUUAAAGUUUUUCAUGCCCUUUAGAAUCAUGUAGGGAGUUUUUAAAAGCAGUGUUGCCAAGGCCUCUCUUUAGACCAAGUAAAUUAGAAUGUGGGAAAGUGAGGCCCAUGCAUGGGUUAUUUUUAGAAAGCUCUGUGAGAGAGUCUAAUAGUUAAAUAGGUUGAGAACUACUAAAUAAGAAUAUCCUCAGACAAAUGUCAAAUCAUUAUGUUGUACACCUGAAAUUAAUGUUGUAUGACCAUUAUACCCCAAUAAAAGUAAAAAAAUAAAAGAUUAUCCUAUACCUAAAAGAA